AAAAAAAAAAAAAAAGAAAGAAAGAAAGAAGAAGAAGCAAGAUCGAAAAAACAAAAGAAAAAAAAAAGAAAUUCGAGGAUGCUGCCAAAGAAGAAGGAGUUUCAACAACAGCAACAACAACAGGUAGAGCCUUAUGCUCUCGAAGACAUGAUAUCGGAUUUACAAGCUAGAAGAAGAAGUUCCCUCGAUCAUGAAGAGACCCUACAAGAUCCAAGCGAACUUCUGAGGCAACGUGAAAGGGAUCUUGUUCUUGCUGCUGAACUUGGCAAGGCCUUGCUCGAAAGGAAUCAAGAAUUAACCAGGCAAAGCGAGUUAUUGGCCGACGAAUAUGCCGCGAAACUGGAGGUGAGUCGGAUUAGUCUCGAACAGGAGAGGCAUUUGUUACGUAGGAGAUUGGAGGAAACUAAAGGCGAAAGCGAAGCUAGAGUUAUCGAGCUUCAAACGGAUUUAGAAACAUUGAGAAGUCAGUUGGAGGAACAAAACGAACGUGCAAGAAGGGCGGAACGAGACCAGGCCACAUUGGUUACGGAAUUGACAGCACAGAAUGCAAGAUUGGCCGAUCAGCUGAGGGAGGCUGCAAAACAGGAGGAACAAUUGUUUUUAGAAGUUAAAUUGUUACGUGAGAAGUGUGCGCACAGGAGCAAUACGUUGCAGGACCAUGUCAGCAGUUUGGAGAUCUUACGGGAUGAGGUACAAUUGGUCUCCGCUCAGAGGACGGAAUUAGAGAGGAGGUCCUUGGAAUUACGCGAGGAGAGAGCCAAGGCGGUCGCGGCCCUCGAGGAAGCUGAGGAGAGAGCCGCGGCCUUGGAACGACUUAGACACGAGGCUGAACAUCGAACCAGACUAGCGGAACAAGAGAGAGACGAGUUAGCAGCAGCGUUAGCAGCGAUCGAAGUCGAGAGAAGAGGUAGAUCUGGAUCGAUUCAAAAACCACCAAGGUCACUUCAAGUGGAGAUGGAGUGCGAAGAAAGCGGAAGUUCGUUGGGUGAACAGGAAGACCUAAGAUCGGAAGUUACCAGAGCGGUUAAGCGGUUGAAGGAACUUUGCGUUCAUUUACGUAGGGGAGAAGAUGACUCGGGUUUACAGAGCGACUGCGACGAAUCCAUGCUUGUCAUUGCUAACAAUACAGAAGCUGAGGUGAAUUAUCCUGGAGCUUUGAUGGAAUUGGUAGAAGAAGUUUACAAUUUGGCAUUAUCGGGUCGAGGUGCCCCAGGUGAAUUAGGAUUAGCUGUUGAACUGCAUCGCGUACGAGAGGAAUUGGAUCAGACGAAGGAACAAUUGAAACAAACCCAGGAUGAAUUGAAACGCCGUGGGGAGACUUUGUUGGAUACCACGAGUAAACUCAGCGUUUGCGAGGCUGAACUGAGAGGAGUUAAGGAGGAACGUGACAGAGCUAGAAACGACAUGGAACAUACACAGUUAACGAAGGACGAAGUAUUGGCACAGGCUUAUCAAGUCAGAGAUCAAGCUGUUGCUAGAAAGAACAGAGCCGAAGUCGAAUUGGCCAGAACAAGGAUAGACGUUCUACAAGCAAACAGUCAAUUGAUGGAAGCCAUACAACAAAAGGUUGAACUCAGUCAACAACUCGAACAAUGGCAAAUAGACGUACAGGUUUUGUUGGAUGAACAAGUACGUAGUAAACUGACGCCAACAUCUAACCCAAUCUCUACGAUUAACAAGGAAUCUUCGGAGGUUGUUGCACCUGCUAGAAAAAAGAGGAGUAACAGUUCGUCCAAAAAAAUGUUUGGCUUGUUUUGACGAAGGAGAAAUUGACUAAGUGAAUAAAUUUUCUUUCCACCACCCUAUUCCUCAACAACCCCCUCACCUAACCCUAUCCAUCUAUCAACCCUUACGAACAUCAACGAAGGACUAUUACAUCAUUUUACUUUUAACAGUGUACAAAAGUGGACUACUUAUUGGAUUUAAUUGAUUUUCAUUGAGAUUUUGGGGGUGGACAAAAGUUCUUCUUUUUUCUUUUUGUUUUUGUUUUUGUUUUUUUUUUUUUUUUCAAGACGAACGAUCAUCCGAACGUUUGAAAGAAGAAAAAUGUUUAUGAAAAUUGUUUAAACAAAUUCCAUUGUUUCUUCUUGGAACUAUUGAACAUUAUGGCCGAACGGCUUGAACGAUCUCGAACUUUUUGUGUAUAUAGUUAUAAUCUUUCUUAUUGAUGACGAUCAGAUAGAAGAAUGUAAUUAGAGUAAUUUGUAUAGGACAAAUGAUUAGGAGAAGUGUUAGGCCAAUUGUGUACUUAAUGUUUAUGUUAUUAUUAUUAUUAUUAUUAUUAUUAUUAUUAUUAGUAUUAUUAUUAUCAUUAUUAUUAUUAGUAUUAUUAUUAUUAUUAUCACUAUUAUUAUUAUUAUUAUUAUUAUUAUCAUUAUUAUUAUCAUUAUUAUUAUUAUUAGUAGUAGUAGUAGUAGUAUUAUUAGUAUUAUUAAUGUCCGUCCAAGAUGGAUUAGUGAAGUGAAUCAACGAAUUUUUUCCAAGUGAAAAUUUGAAGGACAAUAGACAAUUAGCGUGCAAUAAAAAUGAUUUGAUAAGACUAAUCAAAGUUUGCUAAUUAAUAUUAGAUCCAUAACAGAGUGUGUAUCAUAAUGUGUAAUACAUUAUCGGAUUGAUUACUAUCAGAAAUAUUUAUUUAAUAAAAUCGUGCUGUGUUGCGAAUUUUUCUGUUU
This is a messenger RNA of Vespula pensylvanica (western yellowjacket), 2672 nucleotides long. Its product is annotated as bicaudal D-related protein homolog. The record is from RefSeq and is a predicted model, not a curated record. The coding region runs from base 79 to 1758 and encodes 559 amino acids. The transcript has 5 exons. NCBI's taxonomy places the organism in Eukaryota, Metazoa, Arthropoda, Insecta, Hymenoptera, Vespidae.